CUGCUCUGUUUCUUGACACUGUAGAAGUUUCACAGAAAUGGAGAGUUUUUAAGUUUCGAAGUAGUUGUUGGGUGACUCAUCCAUGAAGGAUUUUGUUCUUCCUUCAAGUUCUUCCAUCGUCUCUGCGGGAUUUUUCUGCUAGGCUCUUCGUUAACCGCAAACAUCUAUUUUGUUUGGAUUAGAAGCCGAGAUUCCUUAUGUUCUGAGGUAAAUCCGAAUAACCUUAUUUUAGCUCUUUGUCUCAACCCUCGAAGAUCAUGGCGGCGUUGGCUCCUGGAAUUCUAUUGAAGCUCCUCAAUGGAAUGAACACGGGACUUAAACCUACGGGUGAGCACAGGAACUCACUUCUGCAAGUGACAGAUAUCGUACCAGCAGAUCUAGAUGAGAAGAAUCUCUGGCCAAAACAGGGGUUUUAUAUAAAGGUCUCUGAUUCUUCACAUUCAAUCUAUGUCAGCCUACCUUUUGAACAAGAUGAUCUUGUUCUAAGCAACAAAAUGCAGCUCGGUCAGUUCAUCUACGUCGACAGAUUGGAGCCAGGGUCACCUGUUCCAAUCAUCAAAGGAACAAAGCCUCUUCCAGGUCGACACCCUUUGGUAGGAACCCCUGAACCGAUAACGAAUUUCAGAGACAAAGCAGAUAAAUUUGAACAAAAAACCCUUAAUUCCAAACUCUCUGUUCACAGAAGAGGUUCUUGGGAUAGCUCAGCUGAUGUAGCUUCAUCUUCCCCUUCUGUCAUGAAACCUAUCCCUUUGAACUUUGAUCAGACUACCCCAAAAAAAGAGAGGCCAAGUCCGAUGAGAACUGGGGGAAAUUUUCCAAAAUCUCCACUGAUCAGAGGAAGAAUUGUCAAGGAUGGAAAUCCAGGUAUGGUUUGCAGAUCUUCAGUGGGUGGGCUUUGGUCUAAGAUGUCGGAUUCCAGAGGAGAAAGCCCUGACUUAGUCCGAAAGAGCUGUGCCGCUCCUCCUUCUGCGUCGAAAAUUACAAGGAGCAAGAGUGUGUGCGAACGAGAACCAAGGAUCCCAAAAAGUCCCUUCAACAACACUGAAAAGAAGAGUUCAACUCCCCCUCCCAGAUUAAGAAAUAUGAGAGUAGGGGAAUCUUUCAACCAGGCUGGGGAAGAACAGAACAAAUUGAAUUCCAAUGGGAGUAUCCAACAGCAAUCUCAGUCUGGUGAUCCGAACUCCAAGCAUGGUAGCACUGUGUCUCUGUCUUUACCUGGAAAACUUAGUGUUCUUGGAAAGGAAGCCAUUCAGCAGAGAGAAACAGCUCAGAAGAUUGCUCUUCAAGCACUAAGAGAUGCCACUGCAACUGAAAGUAUAGUACGAGCUCUCAGGGUGUUUUCAGAGUUGGCAAAAAAAGCAAAACCAGAUGCUCCAGCUGACUGUUUGGAUCAGUUUCUGGAGUUCCAUCACCAAAUCAUGCAAGCAGUGACUGACAUGGAGUCAAUUCAAGCUGCUACAUGUGAAAUGGUUGGAACCCCAACUGCAAAGCAGACAAAGAAACAAGCUGAAGAAGAUUCAAACAUCUUUCAUGAAAAAAACUCAAUAGAUGAAAACCAGCAGUCAGAUUUAAAUUUGUCAAAGCGAAGAUCAGCAUUAUAUAAAUCAGUUGCAGCAUUGCCUGAAAGAAGCGAUGUCAAGGCAACCCCAGUGAAGAACCUGAGAUCAAACUUGAACCAGAAAAUUUCUUUGGAAAGGAUAGGUGGAUCCACCCCAAUUGGAAAAUUUCCCUUUAAAGCUACCUUGGAGAAUGAUGAGAAUAAGGAACCAGCAGUCCCUUGCAGCUUCAAUAAUACAAUAAAAUUGGGUAAGCAGAUCGAAACAGAAGCUGGAAAUUGGUUUAUGGACUUCUUAGAGAAAGCACUGGAAAUAGGUCUGAAGAAAUCGAGAGGAAACGCAGAUACUGAUGUGCGGAAAGCAUCACAAUCUCUUAUACUCAAGGUUAUCAACUGGGUGGAAGUUGAACAGUGUGAUAGCAGUAAGAGGCCGGUUCACCGUAAAGCAGCACAAAUAACCAGGAAGUUAAGGAUCAAGAUGAAGAAUCCUUGAAUUUUAUCUCAGCAUUGUGUGUCUGGUCCUUGGUUGAUCAGAUAUGAUGAUUGUAUUCUAAUUAAUAUGAAGUAAAUUCCUAAUGAAUCUCUGUA
Molecule: messenger RNA, 2143 nt
Organism: Telopea speciosissima
Lineage: Eukaryota; Viridiplantae; Streptophyta; Magnoliopsida; Proteales; Proteaceae
Exons: 6
Coding region: 258-2048 (596 amino acids)
Source: RefSeq, a predicted model, not a curated record